UGCAAACAAAACAAAGUUUUUUUUUCUGCUCCAAAGUUUAGAAUCCGGAACAAUUCCGUAGAAAAUUGUCGCUAAAAUGUAUCCAAAACAUUAUCAAAGGUGCUGCCGUCUGUGUCUGGGCACUUCCAAGAAGCAGCUAGAAAUCUUCGCCGUUCCAGAACUUUCGAAAAUGCUUCAAAUGCUGUACAAGUUGGAGAUUACCCCGAUGGACGAUGUCAGCACCACCGUCUGCGUCGACUGUUAUUACGAGGCAAAGGUGUUCAGCAACUGGUUGCGAGUUCAUCGGAAGCUGAAACAGCAGUCCGAGCAGUACCAAGCGAUUUUCGAAAAGCAACUGAAGGUAACGGAACCGAUCGAAAAGGUCUUCGGCAUCAACUGGAAGACCAACAGCCUUCUGAAGAACCACCUUAGCCAGCAGCAUCAGAUACGGCAGGAACUACUCAACUGGGACCAACGGAUCGCUAGCGCAGCGGAAAAUGAUCCGGCAAGAUGCGAACUCUGCUCCGGUGUCUUUCCGGACGCAAGAUCCCUUCGUCAUCACAAACUCAACGUCCACAAGAUCGGCCUUGGUCAGCCGUCGAAUCCCGUCCCAGAGAGGCAACCGAUGAAGAGGGUGCAUCGUUCCCGGUCGACUCGAGCUAUGGAGAAUUACCCGGAACCAACGGGACGGAUCACAAGGCGAAGCAAAUCCAUUGCCUGCCCGGUGGAACUGCUGCAGUCGUUGAGUCAGCCCCCGGCGUGUCGGACUCGUUCCAAGAGCCAAGAUGUGGAAAAGUUGCUGGCGGAAGCAGCAACAAAAGAUGUUCCCCACAGGUUCUUUUGCGACAUUUGUGGCCACGGAUUCGCAUCGAAGUAUCGUGUCGUUCGACACAAGAAAAAGGAGCACAAAACUCCGAACUCCAUAACUCAUGUACAAGGCAGUUUGAACGGGCCUGAUUCCGCACCUUGAACAAUACAGAACCGGAUUCAGCUAGAGGACCCCAACGGAAGCGUUCGACGAUGAGUUGGUGAAGAUUUUUUUUACUUUAUUUUUAUUUGUUACGCUGCUUU
Molecule: messenger RNA, 1050 nt
Organism: Culex quinquefasciatus (southern house mosquito)
Lineage: Eukaryota; Metazoa; Arthropoda; Insecta; Diptera; Culicidae
Exons: 2
Coding region: 77-949 (290 amino acids)
Cellular component (GO): nucleus
Molecular function (GO): zinc ion binding
Source: RefSeq, a predicted model, not a curated record